GUGUGUACUACAGCAGAAAAAGCCACCCGGUCUGAAUCUAACCCUUCAUCGUUGCAAUUAUCAAUUAGAAUGUGAAAUCUGAUACAGCGCCGGAUUAACCAAUCGAAUUGCAAGGGAAACUGUAACUUAAAGCCGAAAUGGGCAUGUCGCAAAUUCGAUUUUUCUUUUUCUAAAUAAGAUUGACCUACAGAGAAAAGACUGUGAGUAGAAGUGCUAGUGAACAUGAUGUGUAGAAACGAUAACGUGAUUUUGCGAGCCAGCAAAUUGGGUCUGUUGCUACUUUUAUUGGCCCACAAAAUUUUACCGGUAUAUUUAGAACAGGACGAGGAGAUUCCACAUAAUGAAGUUAGAAAUUGGGCGUUGCAAUUCGGGGUUGACUUAUGGCAGUACGGACGAGUUACGACGAAAAUGGACGACCUCCAAAAAAAAUAUCAAGAUGUAAACAUAAACGUAGUGCGGAAAGACGGAUUGAUCCUGAUUAGGGAAAUGGCUACGGAAGUGAAAAACAUGAUGGAUUUUAAAAUGAGUGCCGUUAUGCGAAUAUUGGAUUCAGCCGAACAGGCGGCCUUAACGCCAAGAACCGACAAUGGCCAACCAUUUCGAUACUAUAACGCCAAAAAGUUGAAUGUCUUCGGACCGGAUGGCAAACCCGCAGAAGGAACGCGAGAAAUGAUUUUAACGCCCAAUCCUCACUUCGACCACUUGCCCGUAAAUAUUAGCCUCAGCACGGUGCUUAUGCCCAACCACGUCUUCGAAUAUGAACCAGAAGUGCUAAAUGCUAUACAGUGGUCCGAACAUUUAGACCCCUUGUUUAUAAAUAAUUACGAAGGCGACCCCACCCUUUCCUGGCAAUUCUUCGGCAGCUCUACUGGCUUUUUAAGACGUUACCCAGGAAUCGCAUGGCCGCCGGAAGACAUGUCUACGAUGCAAGAGAUUCGAAAUAACAGAAAUAUCUACGAUUUCCGUUCCUCUGCGUGGUACGUGAACGCUGCUACAUCUCCGAAAGACCUAAUAAUUCUAGUGGAUAGUUCCGGUUCUAUGGCCGGACACAGAGCGAAUCUAGCUAGAGCGACUGUAGAAGUUAUCCUAGACACUCUAUCCGACAACGAUUUCGUUAACGUGUACAGGUUUUCUGACACCACGCGCGAAAGCUUGCCCUGCUUUAAGGACAUGUUGGUCCAGGCUACCGACGAAAAUCUCAGAUGGCUAAAGGAGUCGCUAGCGACUUUUAAGCAAGAAAACAUAGCGAAUUUUUCGUCAGCUCUCAUCACGGGUUUCGAAAUUUUACACAAGUACAAUCGCACCGGUCACGGGUGUCAAUGUAACCAAGCGAUAAUGUUGAUAACGGACGGACCUCCCUCUAAUUACAAAGAUAUAUUCAAAAUGUACAAUUUUCCUCAUCGUCCUGUUCGAAUAUUUACGUACCUCGUGGGAAAAGAUUCCAACAGCGCAGCCGACAUGCACUGGAUGGCUUGCGAAAAUAAAGGCUACUAUUCCCGAAUACAAAAUUACGACGAAAUAAAACAAAAAGUACUUCAUUACAUAGAGGUUAUGGCUAGACCCAUGGUCAUGUAUCAAAAUGACCACCCCAUCCAAUGGACUCCGGCUUAUGUCGGAGGAAGAGCUGACAGUUUUUCAGACGACAAAGUGGGUCAACUAAUGACAACCGUCACGACGCCAGUUUUUGAUCGCAGAAACCACACGGUACGAGUAGCGAAUGUUUUGGGAGUUGUCGGUACCGAUGUGUCUUUAGAUCAAAUUAAAAAGCUAGUUCCGCCAUACAAGCUCGGAGUAAACGGAUAUUCCUUUAUCGUUAACAAUAACGGUCACGUUUUGUAUCACCCGGCACUAAAACCUCCGAAAAUAAGUGAGCAAUACGAAGACACUUUAGAACCACAAUACAUUUCCAUAGAUUUAUCCGAGGUGGAGCUCACGGAAAAUGAAAAUGGGCCGCGUGAAAACCACAGUGCUCUCCUUGACCUACGACAAGACAUGAUCAAUCAAAAAGAGGGAGAGACUGAACUUAACGUAAAAGUGCACUACGACGAUAUGAGGCGGGUGACAACAAGGCGAUAUAAAUACUUCUACAACCCGAUCGAGGGUACGCCAUUCUCGUUGGGACUCGCGAUACCCGAAGGUUAUGGCAUGUAUGAGUUACUCGCCGAACAGGAAAUAAAACACAGCCAAAAAAACGUCACCGACUAUUUUAAAGGCACCAACUGGAGGGUGCAUCCUGACUGGGUGUACUGCGAGUAUACAAGUGGUACAUCUGGAGAACAAUGGUUUAAAACAGCAGAGGAAAGAGUACUUCACUUUUUAUCCAGAAGUAGGAGACCGGGAUGGAGGUGGAUGUCACUGCGACCUCGAUCACCGUCGCAGAGAGAACAACAUCAUCAUUUUUCGUCAAAACAAGACAAGGACGCAUAUUAUUGCGAUAAAACUCUAAUUCAAUCUCUAGUUCUGGACGCAAUGGUCACUGAAGGUCUGGAAAAAUACAGAUCGACAGAGAAACACCAAGGAUAUGACAUAUUUAAUGGGACGCUGUCAUUCGUUGCCACAAGGAGUGGACUGUUGAGAUGGACUAAUUUAACGAACAUGGAGUCGGAUGGACCGCACUUCAGUGAUAACAAUUCGAGAGCCAUGGACGAGACCUGGUACAGAAGAGCUGUAGAUCAGCAUUCUAUUGAACCGGAAAGUUUUGUUUUCUCUGUCCCGUUUGACGUGGGAGCAACGGGCAAACCAUUAAUUACUGCAACCCAUGCGGUGUUUGUAGAAAACAAGGGUCAUUGGGCACCGGCUGCGGUGGUCGGAUUGCAGUUUCAACACUCUGCUAUAGCGGAACACUUUCUUAACAUCACCUCAAAGUGUACGGGAUCCACUUCUUGCAAGAAAUCGUGCGCCAGCGAAAAGCUGGAAUGUUACGUGCUAGAUAAUAAUGGUUUCGUAAUAAUUUCGGAAAAAAGCGAGCACACCGGAAGAUUUUUCGGGCAGAUCGAUGGGACGAUAAUGGACUCCUUGGUUCAAGACCGGAUUUACAGGAAAAUCGCAGUUUACGAUUACCAAGGUUCUUGCUCGAACAACAAAUACCACUUCAGCGGAAAAGCGAACAAAAUCGAGAUGUUUUCUCCCACGAAGCAUAUUACAAACUUUCUCUUGCAAACGUUAGUGCUUUUGGUCGGCAAGUUUAAAUCAACAUACGCCACAGCGUUGUCUUAUUACUCACACGAAGAUGAAGAAUUCUACACUGAUUACGACUACGCAAAUGGAGAAGACACUAUAGACGAACAAAAUCCAAUUAUCCCACCACCUGUGAAUAUAUACACGCCUCCGUUUGUGCCUCCGUUCGAAUCAGACCCGCUAGAAGGGGUGGACCUCGGACAGUUUGGCACUAGACCGUGCGAUAGGAAAGUUGACUUAUACAUUCUGCAACCUGAAAGACUGAACACAAGCGGUCAAAAUAAUCCCCUAAAAGGGAAACUCACCAACUGUCACGUGACAGGCUGUGAAAGACCAUUCAGUGUUCAGAAGAUACCAUUUAGUAAUUUAAUUCUUCUGGUAGUGGACAACACUUGUCCAUGUGGUAGUAAGCAGUUAAGUAUUAAUCCGCAAGAACUGGUUUACGAAGCGAAGGACACCGGAUGUUUACACAAACCCAAAUCAAAUCUCUACAGGAGGCGCCCGCCAAAAUGCAUCAACUACCACCCCGAGGAAAUUGAAAUCCACAUUUGUGGAAAGUCGACCACGAUAUCAUUAAGCAUUUUGACAUUAUUGGUAGCAUGCGCGCAUUGUCUACUUGUCCUUACGUCGUGAUCAUCCGUAUUUCAAUAGAAUAUAAAACUUAUUUAAAUGUGACAUUUGAAUGAAAUGCUCAUAUCACUUUAUGACUAGACGAAUGUAAUGUAAAUUUAUUUGCAUAUAUUACUGAUAGAUUAGCUGUUUUUAUCAAUGACAAUACGUCAAACUAAGAAAGUUAUGUUGUUGAAUACAAUUUAUGAAAGAAACUUAAAAAAAAAAUUGUUCGUGAAUUUGUACAUAAUUGCGCAAUGCAGAAACCUGAUCAUCUUUCGGAAAGGUAAUAUUUUUAAAACAUUCAAUGAUAAUAUUAUUAAAGUUUGAAAUAAACUAAUAUUUAACCUUUGAUGAUAGACAAUAAUCUUUGGUUUUAGGAAAACCACGCUUAUGAGUGACUAUUAUCUAUUAAGUUUUGUAAUAUAUCUAUCCAUUGCUAGUUACGUAGGCUCUGCCAAAUAACACAUAACUAUAGUUUGCGUAGCAUCAAUGUAGGAUUUAUAUGUAAUAGAAAAAAUUUUGUAAUCAAAAAUUAAUAAUGAAUUAGAAUAUUAAAUUUAAAAACCAUUAUAUGUACGAAAAAUGACCACCCAUGCUUUUGUGUGAGAGUUGCCGAUGUGUUAUAUGUCUUAGCCUCGAGGGGAUGUUUGAUUGAAAUGCGACCCUAACUAACUAAAACGGUGCGUCGUCAACUAAAAUUUGUUCAGAAAACUUUUGUAUGUAAUCAAAUCUAUGCAAAGGUGAUGCUUUUAAUAUUUUCAGUAGUUUUGCAGGACUGAACAUUAUACCCCAGUACGUUUUUAAUCACCAAUACAAUGCAAUAAUUAACGAAGGCAUAUCAAUAAUUUAUUAUCUAUGCUUUUUUUUCAUGCGGCAUCGCUCUUUGAUUAUAGAUAUGCAACUAUACACCAAGUGCUGCACGUUUAACAUCUCCGUACGUUAGUAGAUCAACUAAAAUUCCAGAAAAUAAAUAUAUAUAUGUGAUAUUUAUAACUAAAGUUGGGUAUAUUUUUUAAAAGUUUAGACAGUUCAUAACUUAGAACUUUUUAAUUUAUCUAUAACAACGGGCGUUUUUUUAGUAAAGGAUCAU
This is a messenger RNA of Cylas formicarius (sweet potato weevil), 4879 nucleotides long. RefSeq names its product voltage-dependent calcium channel subunit alpha-2/delta-3 (gene stol). Lineage: Eukaryota; Metazoa; Arthropoda; Insecta; Coleoptera; Brentidae. The transcript is spliced from 23 exons. Gene Ontology annotation, molecular function: voltage-gated calcium channel activity. Gene Ontology annotation, cellular component: voltage-gated calcium channel complex. Bases 223 to 3810 code for a protein of 1195 amino acids. The record is from RefSeq and is a predicted model, not a curated record.